Messenger RNA from Bipolaris zeicola 26-R-13, 1026 nucleotides. RefSeq lists its product as uncharacterized. Gene Ontology annotation, cellular component: septin ring; septin complex; cell division site. Bases 1 to 1026 code for a protein of 341 amino acids. The transcript has 4 exons. Gene Ontology annotation, molecular function: GTPase activity; GTP binding; molecular adaptor activity. The record is from RefSeq and is a predicted model, not a curated record. Lineage: Eukaryota; Fungi; Ascomycota; Dothideomycetes; Pleosporales; Pleosporaceae. Gene Ontology annotation, biological process: cytoskeleton-dependent cytokinesis.
AUGGCUGCCGCGUACCAGAACCAGUCGCAGCCCAUCUUCCCUGACAGCUAUGUCGGUUUCGACAGCAUCACCAAGCAGAUUGAGCGCAAGUCAAUCAAGCGGGGCUUCCAGUUCAAUGUCAUCUGUGUUGGCCAGACGGGUCUGGGCAAGUCGACCCUCAUCAACACGCUCUUCGCCUCGCACCUUAUGGACAGCAAGGGCCGCUUCCAGCCCGACGAGGAGGUCCGCAGCACUACCACCAUCCACCCCGUCUCACACAUCAUCGAGGAAAACGGCGUGCGUCUCCGCCUCAACAUCGUCGACACCCCCGGCUACGGCGACCUGAUCAACAACGAACGCUGCUGGGACCCCAUUGUCAAGUACAUCAAGGACCAGCACAGCGCCUACCUCCGCAAGGAGCUCACCGCUCAGCGUGAGAGGUACCUCCAGGACACGCGUAUCCACUGCUGCUUGUUCUUCAUCCAGCCAUCUGGUCACGCCCUGAAGCCCAUUGACAUUGUUGUCCUCAAGAAGCUGAGCGAGUUUGUCAACGUCGUGCCCGUCAUUGCCAAGAGUGACAGCUUGACGCUGGAGGAGCGUGCCGAGUUCAAGCACAGGAUAAAGGAGGAGUUCCAGUUCCACAACCUGCGCAUGUACCCCUACGACAACGAGGAGGAUGACAGCGAGGAAGUCCAGGCAAAGCAGGCCAUCAAGGAGCUCUUGCCCUUUGCCGUUGUCGGUUCCGAGAGGACUGUUGUUGUUAAUGGCAAGAACGUCCGUGGCCGCCAGAACAAGUGGGGUAUUAUCAAUGUCGAGGACGAGAACCACUGCGAAUUCGUAUACCUCCGCAACUUCCUUACCCGCACCCACUUGCAAGACCUGAUCGAGACGACCGCACAAAUCCACUACGAAUCGUUCCGUGCUAAGCAGCUGCUUGCGCUCAAGGAGAGCAGUGCCCACGGAGGCCACUCCUCGCGCCCCAUCUCACCUGCCGCUGAUCGCGAGCUUAGCAGGAGCAGCCAGCGCAUGACCAUGAACGGGUACUAG